Phyllopteryx taeniolatus (common seadragon) is the source of this 901-nucleotide messenger RNA. RefSeq names its product reactive intermediate imine deaminase A homolog (gene rida). Gene Ontology annotation, molecular function: deaminase activity. The transcript is spliced from 7 exons. Lineage: Eukaryota; Metazoa; Chordata; Actinopteri; Syngnathiformes; Syngnathidae. Gene Ontology annotation, cellular component: cytosol. The record is from RefSeq and is a predicted model, not a curated record. Bases 215 to 622 code for a protein of 135 amino acids.
CCAGUUGUACAACGCUCACUUUGCACACAUGCAGCUCGUCUUUGCAGAAUUGCAACAACAAAGCUAAAACAAAAACCGGAAAGAUGUCCCCUCUUAUCAGGAAGAUUAUUAACAUCGCGACAGCACCGGCUGCCAUCGGCCCCUACAGAAAAAAAAGAAAAAAAAAGCUACAAAGUCCACAAACUCUCUUUCGACAAAUCGGUGACGUGAAAGAAUGGCGACCAUUCGCAGGCAGAUUACAUACACGGGCAAAGCUCCGGUCAGGCAGGGAAUAUACAGCCAAGCGGUGCUGGUGGACAGGACCUUGUACAUCUCCGGGCAGCUGGGGAUGGACGUGGCCUCCGGUCAGCUGGUCCAGGGAGGAGUGCAGGCUCAGGCUAAACAGGCGCUGGUCAACAUGGGGGAGAUCCUUAAAGCUUCAGGGUGCAACUACACCAACGUGGUGAAGACGACCGUCCUGCUGGCGGACAUUAAUGACUUUAAUGGCGUCAAUGAAGUCUACAAGACAUUUUUCAGCAGCAACUUCCCUGCCAGAGCUGCCUACCAAGUGGCGGCCCUCCCCCGCGGCGGCCUGGUGGAAAUCGAGGCGGUGGCGGUCGUCGGUCCUCUCGCCGACUCUUGACUAGACGGCCAUCUGGCAAACAAGUUAUAGCAAAAUGUUUUCUAACAACACGUGAUGGCUUAGCUCGCGGAACCACUUUCUGCUGGCUUUUGAUUAGAAAAGCCCACAUAACGGAAGAAAGCACUUAAUUUGACAGUUGUUUUGGACUGUGGUACAAUGUUAGGUGAGUUACACAAUUAAAUCAAAUAAUAAUGUAGCGCUGUGCUUGAAGUGGCUUUCUUUCAUGCAAAACUAAGCAAAAUAGUUUAACAAUGGCAAAUAAAAGAACCUGAGCAAGAA